This is a messenger RNA of Trichomonas vaginalis G3, 853 nucleotides long. Its product is annotated as organellar and viral DNA polymerase type B. The record is from RefSeq and is a predicted model, not a curated record. The transcript has a single exon. NCBI's taxonomy places the organism in Eukaryota, Parabasalia, Trichomonadida, Trichomonadidae. The annotation marks the transcript as partial.
AUGAGACUCUUAGAGAAAAUUAAAAUAAACUCACAACAGAGAUGGAUGGUAUGUUAUAAACUUGGUGGAAAGUAUGAAUGUUCUACGUUAAACCUCAAUAAUAUUGGAACAUUACUACAUCAGCUCUUGAAGGAGAACUUUAUAUCAGAGAUAGAAGCAAAUGCUGCAGGUAUUGUUGAAAUGCACUAUGACUUCUUCUUGACAAACAUAAAGAAUCUUACCGAAAUAAAGAUGUAUGAUUUAACAGAAUAUGAAGGCUUAACGAUGUCAGAUGUAAAGAAAGGCAAACCAAAAAAGAGACCAUAUAGAGAUGAAAGCACACUGACAAAUGACCAGAAAGCCAUUUUGGAAGCUCUUAAGCAAACAGGAAACCCAGCACUUAUAGAAAGCUUUUGGAAAGAUAAUGGUGAAAAGAAGUUUUAUAAGAAGAGAAGCGGUCAGUUCUGGAAGUAUCUUUGCACAUUACCUAUAAAUCUUGAACGCUACCAAAUCUUCAAUGAACUGAACAAAAGAACUGCAACACUUAUGACAGAAGACAAUUGUUUCGUUUAUGCUUGCAUUCAGGCUGGAGUAGAUGAAGAAACUAUUGACCACAUGAGAGAAGUCAUUCGUGUUAGAGACUUUCCUCAAAGUAAAGUACAAGAAAUUUCUGACGCAACAGGUAUAGUAUUUAAUGUUACCAUUGGUUACUUCAAUGACUCAAGACAUAAUGAAAUAAAGAGAUACAUACCAAAAGAAUGUGAAACUGUUCGAACUAUUGACUUACUUCUUGUUGAAGACCACUACAUGCUAAACGAAAGAUUACCAAUGACAACAUAUUUCAUUCGCAACUAUAUAGAAAUUCUCAAAGCUU